Hyla sarda is the source of this 3421-nucleotide messenger RNA. It is a transcript of the gene FAM81B, whose product is annotated as family with sequence similarity 81 member B. Lineage: Eukaryota; Metazoa; Chordata; Amphibia; Anura; Hylidae. The transcript has 9 exons. The record is from RefSeq and is a predicted model, not a curated record. Bases 118 to 1221 code for a protein of 367 amino acids.
GCGGCAGACUAUUGAGAGGGGUGAAGCUGAUGCCAGGGUGAGGAGCCUGGAAGUAACAGGCGGGUAAUGCCAGAGUUGUCACCUGCACAUCAGGAGAGGUAACAGAACAGGAGUAAAAUGUCACGAGAGAACACUGUGCAGCUUGUCCGCUACCCUGACAGGGGGCAAUCCUUCUUGCCAGCAAUUCCAGUACAUAGAGUGGAGUUAUUAGAAGACAGAUUAUUUAACCAAGAAAAGACCACUACUACUCUCCUAGAUCAAGCCUUCAAGAUAAAAGAAGAUGUAGCCAUGCUGCGAGGAAAUCGUGGCCAUCCCUGGGACUUAAUGGCCCAACGUUUACUUGAAAAUCACAUGCAGACAGUCAUACAAAUAGUCAAGCAACUGGGCAAAGACAUUGAGGUUUUGGAAAAUGAGAUAAGAACCAGAGAUACAGUCAGCUCAGGAACAAGCUUUGCUGUACAAAGCCUGGACAGGAAGCACCUAGCUGGGAUUGGCGAUCUGCGAGGUCGUGUGGCAAGAUGCGAUUCCAGUAUAACAAAAUUAUCAGGAGAUCUAAUGACAACUAAACAGGAGGUGCGUGCUCACGAGAAGGAGCUUCACAAUCUCAGUGCCGCUCUGGAAGCACGUAUGAAGGAGCUUGACCUUAAGGUGUUGCAGCUAAUAGGAAAAAUGGAAGCAUCCAUUUUUGAACAGAACAACAAAGUGAAGAACACCCAAGGGGAACAACACCAUGAAAUCCAGCUUCUAGAUUUCAAACUUGCUGGCUUUCUAGAAGACAUCCAAGGACAAAUCCAAAACCAACGCAAGUGGGCUGAAUCCCAGUUAGAAAGAACAGCAGACGGUCAGACUCAGCACAUACAACAACUCAUCAAUGCUCUGAGAGAAAGGAUGGAGGAUACAGAAAAGAGAAUACAAGAGAAUGUACAUCACCUGACUUUAAAAGUAGACAACACUAACCAGGCACAAAGACUGGAAGCGAAGUUCAGCAAGCUGAAGCACACAGAGGACAAAAUGGCUGCCAGAAUCACAAAACUUGAAAGCCAAAUCUGGGAUGAGAUUGAAAAUAUGAAAAGUGAAUACAGAGCAGGUUUCCAGGCAAUACAGGAAUCUUUAAACUCUCUUCAACAAAUCCAAGAGACAAAAGUGAAACUAGAAAGCAGAAAAUUCCAGAAAGACAUCAAGCAAAUACGACGGAAAAUUGUGGAAAUUAAAGAUAUUUGAGAUAUUCUUGGUAACAUGAUGUGCUGCAAGGCUCAUUACAUUACAGCAUUCAUAUCAAAUGAUCCUAGUGCAUCUGCCCUGAUGAAGUUGCCAUUUGAUGUGUGAGUUGUUUGUUAUGUAGACUUCCUAGUCUACUUAGAAUUUUUCCCUUAAAAAAAAAUUCUGGCAGUGUUACAGACUCAUUACUGUAAAAUAAUGGAAUGUAAUGAAUCGCUACACCAGAAUCUAUAAAAUAUAAAAAGAGCAUAAAUAAAUGAAAGCAUUACAAUGAUCAGUGUAAUACAUCAAAAGAAGCUGCGGCCUGAAUCAGUGUGACUUCAGUUUUCUUCUGUGUAGCAUUUUUUUAACCAAAUAUUUAAACACAACAACGAGUAAAAAAAUAAAUAAAUAAAUAAAUAAAUACAUGAAUAAAUACAUAAAUAGAUAGAUAGAUAAAGCUACUUACCCCCUAGGUGCUUUGAGAACAGACAUAGGUAGUUAUAUACAGUACAUUAAUUAACAUUUGACUUUUUUUUACUCUAGUAAAGCUACUGUGUGAACUGCUACUUUAAUAAAUGUAGGCAUUUCUGCAAACAUAUUUACUACUCAAUUGCAUGUAGUAAAUGAAGCAAACGGCCUAUAGUGCAGAUCAUGGUUAGACUCUGUUCACAUCAGAUUGUGCCCUUAUGUUUAGUAUACAGACCACCAUUGUUUAAAAAAAAUAAGUAAAUAAAUAAAUAAAAUACAGUUUUGUGGUGACCGGCUUAUAUGAGAGCACAACAGGUUUUGCAACCUUUAACAGAGGUAGAUCCUCUAUUUCCCAAAUCUAAAUUGAUGCAAUGUCUAAGGGAUUAUUUCAGCUUCACCUUUUAUGGCCCUCACAGUUGUGUGGGGUUCACCACAGGGAAUCCCCAGGUUCUAGAUGCUAAGGAUAGCCUGGACUUGAAAAUAUGAUAGCGGGGACAAAAGAGUAGUUAAACCAGAGCAUAGGAGCCAUACCAAAGUCUAGAAGAGACAAGGUUUUUGGAAAAGCAUAAAAUUGUACUUUCCUAUAUCGUGAAAAGAGUAUACAGUUGUACACCAGCUGUGGAUUACAAAUGAACACUACGGCAUUUGUUGGGUCAGUAGGGAGCUAUGCACACAAUCAACAUUUCAUCAGCUUCUCCAGUGGUAAUAUAGAAUCACAUGGUGGCCAUCCAUGUAAUACCAGGACAGCAUGAGAACAGGGGACCCCCUAUGAUGCCUAUAUGUCCUAAUCAGACAUUUAGACAGUCUCGUUAAGAUCUUUAACCCAUUGGGGACGGAGCCAAUUUUGACCCUAAGGACGAGAGCAUUUUUUGCAAAUCUGACCUCCUGAUGUUAAAAUGGUCAUACCAAAUACAUUAUAUAUUGAUUCAAAUAUACAAUAUGUCUACUUUAUGUUGGCAUCAUAAAGUUUACAUGUUUUUACUUUUUGAAGGCAUUAGAGAGCUUCAAAGUACAUUUUCCAAAUCUUCAUGAAAAAUUCUAAAUCGGAAUUUUUCAGGGACCAGUUCAGUUUGAAGUGGAUUUGAGGGGCCUUCAUAUAAAAGAAUACCCCAUAAAUGACCCCAUUAUAAAAUAUCCCAUAAAAACUGCACCCCUCAAAGUAUUAAAAAUGACAUUCACAAAUUUGUUAACCCUUUAGGUGUUUCACAGGAAUAGCAGCAAAGUGGAGGAGAAAACUCAAAAUCUUCAUUGUUUACUAACAUGUUCUUAUAGCAAGGAGUAAAAGGAGUAAAAGGAGAAAAAUCCCCCUUAAAUUUGUAACCCAAUUUCUCUUUUGGUAAUACCUCAUAUGUGGAUGUAAAGUGCUCUGGGGCGCACAACAUGGCUCAGGAGGGAAGAGGCAACUUUAAGAUUUUGGAAGACAAAUUUUGCUGUCAUGGAUUUUGGGGGGCAUGUUGCAUUUAGGAAGCCCUCAUGGUACCAGAACAGCACAAACCUCCACAUGGCCUACUAUUUUUGAAACUAAACCCCUCAAGGAACAUAACAAGGGGUAUCGUGAGCCUUAACACCUCACAGGUGUUUGAUGGCUUUGCAUUGAAGUUGGACUUGAAAAUAAAAAUUUGAUUCUUAACACUAAAAUGUUGGUGCUACUCCAAAUUUUUCAUUUUCACAAGGGGUAAUAGGAGAAAAAGCCCUACAAAAUAUGUAACCCCAUUUCUUCUGCGUAUGGAAAUACCCCAUAUGUGGAUGUAAA